Molecule: messenger RNA, 3512 nt
Organism: Betta splendens (Siamese fighting fish)
Lineage: Eukaryota; Metazoa; Chordata; Actinopteri; Anabantiformes; Osphronemidae
Gene: rassf10a
Product: Ras association domain family member 10a
Exons: 1
Coding region: 379-1767 (462 amino acids)
Biological process (GO): signal transduction
Source: RefSeq, a predicted model, not a curated record
CGCUCACAGCAGAGCAGCCUGUCCCGGCACGCGCGUGCACCUCUGCGCGCGGCGCUGAAACCAAUCUGCGGAGCAGAGCGGGAUGAGGUCCCGGCACGCAGCCGGAACGCGACGCUGGACCACUAUGAAGGAUGUGUGUUUCCUGUGCUGAACUCUGUGUUUUCUGGUGCCUCAACAAGGUUCGAUGUUCGGACGUCUGAGCGCAUCUCAGAGAGGCAGCGACGGGGCGACGCUAGUUUUUUGACCAAUGUUUUGUUUCGCUUUCAGCAGUCAUCAUGUUACAUCCCCCACAAACGCCGUCAAACCGCUCCAGAGGUCUAUUUUCUCUUUCAAUGUGGGAGCUACUCUAGUGUGACUCGACUGGAGUAACUUUGUGCGAUGGAGCCGGACGGGGCGAAGCUCUCCGUGUGGGUGUGUCGGGAGGAGAAGCUCGUGUCCGGGCUCACGAAGCGAACCACCUGCGCCGACGUCGCAAAGGUUCUGCUGGACGACCAGAACCUGCGCCAGGGCGCCGCGGCCGCGAUGCUGUCAGGUUGUCCCCAGUCCUACUGCGUGGUGGAGAAAUGGAGGGGCUUCGAGAGGAUUUUACCCAACAAAACCAAAAUCCUGCGCCUUUGGAGCGCGUGGGGAGACGAGCAGGAGAACGUCCGCUUUGUCCUGGUCAAAAACGAGGCUUCGCUCCCGAACAACGGGCCCCGCAGCGCCGAGGCCCGCGUGGUCCAGAGCAGAGACAGCGGUCCCGGGGGCGUGCUCAAGGGCCCCGGCAGGACCUGCUGGAGCGCCGCCAACCUGUCCCAGGAGAAACAAAGACGCGUAGUCAGAAAGGCCUUCCGAAAGCUGGACAAGAUGAACAGGAAGAAGGAGCAGACGGCGUGUAAAGACGGGAGCUCCGUGGAUAAGAUGGAGACCCUGGUCCACCUGGUGAUCUCCCAGGAUCACACCAUCCGCCAGCAGAUCCAACGGAUCAGGGAGCUGGACCGGGAGAUCGAGCGCUACGAGGCCAAAGUGCACUUUGAGCGCAUCCAGAGGCACGGGGCCAACUAUGUGCAGGACACGUACAUGGUGGAGAGCUCGUCCGACGCGUCUGCGCAGCCGCACUGCACCGCAGAGGCUCUGGCACAGUAUGAGGAAUACGCGCGCCAGUGCGAGGAGGUGGUCCAGCUGCAGGAGGAGCUGACGGAGCGCCAGGCGCUGGUGGAGAGCAUCACUGGCACGAUCCAGGAGGAGCUCAACCGGCGAUGGAUGGAAAGGAGGCGGGAGGAGAAUGAGGCCGAGGAGAGGGACGCGGACAGCGUGGUGGAGGAUAUGUGCCUUGUUGCAUCUGCGCCACCUGUUCAGCCAGAUGUUGGGAGUCUGUCGCAACAGGAGCUCUGUUUGGAGGAGGAAAGGCUCAAAACCCAACUGGACACCAGUCUGUACAUCGGCCUGAGGCUCAAGACCGACCUGGAUGCCAUAAGGGGGGACUUGGACCUAAGCCUGGCUCUCUGGGGAACCAAGGAAAGAGAACUGCUGGAACUGCUGGCCAAAGUUGAGUCAAUGGAGAUAGAGGAGGUGAAUAAGAAAGUGACCAGUGACGGGGAAGGAGAUCUGAGUGCAAUUAGCACAAAGGCUGAGCCUGAGUCAUCUGUAAAAAGCAGUGGGUGGGUGGAGCAGGCCAGAGGUCUAUCCAAGUCCUGCAACACAAAUGACGAGGACUCUGACACAGGUCUAAGCUCCAUGCACAGCCAGGACUCCGACAACCCACCCGUGUGUGAGUCACUGGUAUAGACUGACUUUCUUAUGCAAAUGAAAGCAACAAGCUCAGGGGCAGAGGAUUCAGUGUUGGCAAUAUGGCAAUACUCAAAAUGCACAUCAAUACAGACUGUAAUUCUAUAGCAAUAACUCCUAAAUGUAGUAAAUGAGAGCAUGACUCACCUUCUUUAAGAAAGUAAAGUACAACAAUAGAAGUAGCCUAGAAGAACGGACAACUUUAAGCUGUAGCCAUCAAACUAACUGUAAUCUAAACUAGACCAUAAGCUUGUCACUAGUCUGAUAGGAUAAAAUAAAUAAAAUGUAACACUGAACAAUGUUUUAAGACAUUUAAUUAAGUGAUAACUUAACAUUCAACAAUUCAACAACAUGAAAGUUUGUUCCAUCAAAUGUAAAAGUAGCAUCAGUUCACUGCGCUUCAAAAGAAGAUAACCAAGCAGAGUUGCAGUUUUGGACAAUAUUAAAACAGCAGAGAUAAUGGAGUUGAAAAACUCACUUGAUAUUGUCCUCAGUAUAAAUGUAAUGUUUGUCUUGUAAACCAAAACAUGUUUACUCACUCAUAUUUUAGAGCUGUGUGGAAAAUGAUCUAGAACCUGUUCUGUGCUUGGUCAGAGGGAGAAGGUUAGUGAGAAGACAUUAUAAAAAUAUAAAAAGGACUGUACGCUGCAUAAACAUAUGGAGCAAAUAUGCUCUCCAGUGCUCAAAAAUAGGCUUUGAAAUUAACUUUAAAUAAAUCUGAUGAUGUCAUCGGAGCUGCUUUUUCAAAUGUUCCGUGUCCCCUUUAAAUCUGUUGAUUGACCCUGGUUUUGGCUUAUGGCAGUUUGUUUUCCCCAAACGCAUCUUACUCAGGCACAUGCAAUGUGGAUCAACGAGAAAAGCCUCAUAUCCAAAUGAACGUUAAGCUGUAAUUUACUCUAUUAGGGCAGUAACACAAUCACACCAGGAACAUUUCAGACAUCUGGAAGCUGAGUCAUGCCAACUCCUGCUAUAACACUAGUGUAGUAGUCAACAUUUCAAAUCAUAUUUUUCAUCUACAGAGCGAUACUGACAGUCCAUGCAAUGUCAGUACAAGACAUGGGACCUGUACUGGAAGUCAUGCAUUGGUUCGGCGCGGCUUUUCAGAAACUGUAGGCCAGGCUUGAUAUUAAAGUUAGUAUAAUUCAAAGUGUUCAUUCUUACAGUGUACAUACUUUUACAAGUCUUUAGAAUGCUUUGACACCUGCACGUUUUUUUUUGCAGAGCAUGUGUUCCAAGAAGCUUUUGGCCUCAAGGGUCCCACUAAGUUAUCCCGCAGUCUCCACAUAUUUUAAUGCUAUGCUAUUUUAAGCACACUGUUUACUUUUACAUCCUGGAAGUAAUUGUUGGAAACCUGUAUAAUCUCCUUCAAGAACUCUCCAGACGGAAUUGAAGGCAAUAGGUUGAGUUAAAUAUCAAAUAAUGACUUUGUGCUAUCAGUUCCCCCAUGUUUGACUUUGUCUAACUGUAAAAUGGUGAGAAGUAAUAACCUUGUAACAAGUAGAUGAUAUUCUUUCUGUGGCAUUAGCUGUCUGCUGUAUCCAAAUACCAGAAUGUUGUGUGCAGCUCAGCUAUGCCACUUCAUCAGGGAUAGUCUGGGCUUCUCGGGCCGCGACACUGAGCAAGCUUUUUGUAUAUAGACAGCUCUAGAUCAGCAACUCUGAGGUUACAGGCAAGAAAAAACGACACAGUGACUCCAGUCAGCACAUGAAAAUGACUGUUAGUGUUGGAAUAAACAGGAAACAAUA